AGGGGCGACCGAACCACCAUCAGUUGAUAAAGUCAUAAUGGCAGCACGGUAAAUGGAUUUUCCAUUGCGACUUGCGGUCGAUGAAUUUCUUGGCAGGGGUUUUGGGGUAGGUAUUAUUUUAUAAUCACCUCUACAGUUGUAGAUACUGCAGGUAUUGACCUUGGGUCCGGUAACACAACAUGGGAAGUUAUUCCAUACCUACCUGCCUACCUAGUACGUAGUACAUACUACUACCAGGGUACACCGUGAAGAGAAGGAAGGUGGGGGGACGCUUCCGCCCCUGUGGUCUCAACGUUGAGGAUGAUUGGAGGAGGAUCGUCAAUUAAAGACCCCUAAAAACAUACUAAUUAGUCCGAAUUAGGCUUAGCUCGUGGUUCUACUCACGCGUACUGCUCGUACCACAUACUCUCAACUACUGCAGACCAAGCCAGUUAAGUCUUCACCGCAAAUAUGGAGACGCACUGCUAUCUCUAUCCCCUUUCAAUUUUUUAUCCUUAUGCCGACGUGAGAGGCUUGUCAUAUUGAUUUCUUUUUUUUCUCUUUUCCUUUUCUCCCUCUUUCCCUAUUUAUUUCUAUAAUCAUAGGGAGGUAAUAGAAGAAAAUAGGACUUCGAAGAAAAGGAAUUGGUGGAAAAUGGCACGCUCAUCGGCUUCAACCACGACCAGCAUCCCCGAGGCACCUAAGCCGCAGAAGACGAUCCGUCUCAACGGUAAAGGCGGGGAGCAUGUUCCGCAAGAUGGAACCUCAGACCUACAACGAGAUCCGAUCGAGGUCAAGUAUCGUGACUUCUUCUGGACCUACACCGAAGAGCCGCAUCGGACGAGACGCCUGGCCAUUAUCAAGGCACACCCCGAAGUGACCAAGCUUUGCGGCCCCGAGCCCCUCACCAAAUACGUCGUACUCGGCGUCGUAGGCCUGCAGAUUUUAUGCGCCUACGUUCUCCGCAAUACUCCCUUCUUCUCGGCCCCUUUCUGGCUGCUUGCCUACGUUGUUGGCGCCACCGCCAACCAAAACCUGUUCCUGGCCAUCCACGAGAUCAGCCACAAUCUAGCCUUCCGAUCCCCCACCGCGAACCGCCUCUUCGCCAUCGUCGCCAACCUACCUAUCGGCAUCCCCUAUAGCGCCUCAUUCCGCCCAUACCAUCUCACCCACCACAAGUCUCUGGGCGUCGAUGGCCUUGACACCGACCUACCCACCGCCCUCGAGGCCAUCUUCCUCGACUCUAUCCUAGGCAAGGCCUUCUUCUGCACUUUCCAGAUCCUCUUUUACGCCGUGCGUCCCAUGUGCGUCUACAGCGUGCCCUUUACCUGGGUCUCCGCCACCAAUGUAGCCGUCCAGGUCUCCUUCGACGCAGUUAUCCUCAAGACCCUCGGCACCCAGGCCAUGCUAUACUUCAUACUGUCGUCCUUCCUAGCCGGAAGCCUGCACCCGCUAGCCGGCCAUUUCAUCGCCGAGCACUACGUGUACGAGACCGUCACGCCCGCCCAGGCGAACCCAGACAACCGCGUGGCAGUCCCGGAGACGUAUUCGUACUACGGCCCGCUCAACUUCCUGACAUACAACGUCGGCCUCCACAACGAGCACCACGACUUCCCCGCCGUCCCCUGGACGCGCCUGCCGAAGCUAAACCAGAUCGCCAACGAGUUCUACGCCGACCUGCCGUACCACCGCAGCUGGACCUACGUCAUCUGGCGCUUCAUCUUCGACGAGAACGUGGGCAUCCGGUGCAGAGUGAAACGCAGGGAAGGCGGGAGGCUCGUCGGUCAGAAGGCCGAUUGGAAGCAGGACGAGAUUGAGGCUUAGAAAAACGGCACGGGUUACAUAUGAAGUCAUAUGUAGGUAUGUUGAGGGUAAUACAUAGUACUUCAUCUAAUAGGAAACUGUAUAUUUACUCCCGAUGGUGCCUCUUAUUUAGGUGUGGCUUGGCGUUCGGCAUACGGAGGCAAUGGUAGAGCUAGCCUCGUGAAGUAUAACAUAAUUAUCUCUAAAUGGGUUACCCAUGGUUUCUACACACGUAGCUUAGGGUUCGUGUUAUCAGGGGCAACCAAGCAAGGAUUGGGUUUAUAAGGAGGGUAUGCCAUUAAGAGCUACGAGCAUCCUUGGUGAUCAUAUGUUUGCAUCGAUCGCUUAUACUUCGAUAGCAUGGGAUGAACUAUGAGCAUGUGGAGCUUAGGAUUUCACGGCGAUCAUAUGAGGAUCGCAUCAAUUUCAUGCAAAGUAUAUAUCAG
Molecule: messenger RNA, 2228 nt
Organism: Annulohypoxylon maeteangense
Lineage: Eukaryota; Fungi; Ascomycota; Sordariomycetes; Xylariales; Hypoxylaceae
Product: sphingolipid delta4-desaturase
Exons: 2
Coding region: 634-1803 (389 amino acids)
Biological process (GO): ceramide biosynthetic process
Cellular component (GO): membrane
Molecular function (GO): sphingolipid delta-4 desaturase activity
Source: RefSeq, a predicted model, not a curated record